AUGAGCACGCGGCGUCCGGGCCGGGAUGAAACUGGAAAUUUCCCUUCUGAGUUUGACGACUUUGCCCCUAAAGAGGCGGAGGGCCUUUGCCUUUGGACCUUCUUCGGAACCACAGGGUUCACCGAGGUGAGUGCGUACGAACUCCUGGACCUUCCGACCCGUCGGCCAAGUGGAACAGUGGAAACGAGAUAUGAUUACUACACACCCUUAAAAAAGCUAUUGGGCUACGAGGUCUCCACAGAUGCCAUGUGGAAUGAUCUAAGUUGGUUUUUGAUUUUUGAUAGAAUGCUAAAGUUAGCCAAGUUCAGAGGUGGAAGACACAGUGCCUACUCAGAAAAAUGUGAUGAGCCCCUCGUGUCCGGGCUCUCCCACGUGGCCUUCAGCAGCUCCACCUCCAUGUCCGCGAGCUAUUCUCCGGGCUACGCCAAGAUCAACAAGCGAGGGGGUGCUGGGGGAUGGUCUCCAUCGGACAGUGACCACUAUCAAUGGCUUCAGGUUGACUUUGGCAACCGGAAGCAGAUCAGUGCCAUUGCCACCCAAGGAAGAUACAGCAGCUCAGACUGGGUGACCCAGUACCGCAUGCUCUACAGUGACACCGGGAGGAACUGGAAACCCUAUCAUCAAGACGGGAAUAUCUGGGCGUUUCCCGGGAACAUCAACUCGGAUAGCGUGGUCCGGCACGACUUACAGCACCCGGUCACCGCCCGCCACGUGCGCUUCGUGCCGCUGGACUGGAACGGAGAGGGGCGCAUCGGGCUGCGCAUCGAGGUCUACGGCUGCGCCUACUGGGCUGAUGUUAUCAACUUUGAUGGCCAUGUUGUGUUGCCAUAUAGAUUCAGAAACAAGAAGAUGAAAACACUGAAAGAUGUCAUUGCUCUGAAAUUUAAAACCACCGAGAGCGAAGGGGUGAUCUUGCAUGGGGAGGGCCAGCAAGGUGACUACAUCACUUUGGAACUGAAGAAAGCCAGGCUGGUCUUCAGUUUAAACCUAGGAAGCAACCAGCUGGGCCCCAUAUAUGGCCACACAUCCGUGACAACUGGGAGCCUGCUGGAUGAUCACCACUGGCACUCCGUGGUCAUCGAGCGCCAAGGCCGGAGCAUUGACCUCACGCUGGACAGGAGCCUGCAGCACUUCCGCACGAACGGGGAGUUCGACUACCUGGACUUGGACUAUGAGAUAACCUUUGGAGGCAUCCCUUUCUCUGGCAAGCCAAGUUCCAGCAGUAGGAAGAAUUUCAAAGGCUGCAUGGAGGGCGUCAACUACAAUGGCAUCAACAUAACGGACCUCGCGAGAAGGAAGAAGCUGGAGCCCUCAAAUGUGGGAAACCUGAGUUUCUCCUGCGUGGAGCCCUACACGGUGCCCGUCUUUUUCAACGCCACCAGUUACCUGGAGGUGCCCGGACGGCCCCACCAGGACCUGUUUGCAGUCAGUUUCCAGUUCAGGACUUGGAACCCCAACGGCCUCCUGCUCUUCAGCCACUUCGCAGAUAACCUGGGCACUGUGGAGAUUGACCUCGUUGAAAGCAGAGUUGGUGUCCACAUCAGUAUCACACAGACCAAGAUGAGCCAAAUAGAUGUUUCCUCAGGGUCCGGGUUGAACGAUGGGCAGUGGCAUGAGGUUCGUUUCCUGGCCAAGGAAAAUUUUGCUAUUCUCACCAUCGAUGGAGAUGAGGCAUCAGCAGUUCGAACUAAUAGCCCUCUUCAAGUUAAAACUGGCGAGAAGUACUACUUCGGAGGUUUUCGGAACCAGAUGAAUCUUUCAAGUCACUCGGUCCUUCAGCCUUCAUUCCAAGGGUGCAUGCAGCUCAUUCAAGUGGAUGAUCAACUCGUAAACUUAUACGAGGUGGCCCAGAGGAGGCCGGGGAGUUUUGCGAACGUCAGCAUCGACAUGUGCGCCAUCAUAGACAGAUGCGUGCCCAAUCACUGUGAGCAUGGCGGGAAGUGCUCGCAAACGUGGGACAGCUUCAAGUGCACUUGUGAUGAGACCGGAUACAGUGGGGCCACCUGCCACAACUCCAUCUAUGAGCCGUCCUGCGAAGCCUACAAACACCUGGGCCAGACGUCAAAUUACUACUGGAUCGACCCCGACGGCAGCGGCCCGCUGGGGCCCCUGAAGGUGUACUGCAACGUGACAGAGGACAAAGUGUGGACCAUCGUGUCUCACGACCUGCAGAUGCAGACGACGGUGGUGGGCCACGCCCCGGAGAAGUACUCGGUGACCCAGCUCGCCUACAGCGCCUCCAUGGACCAGAUCAGCGCCAUCACCAGCAGCGCCGAGUACUGCGAGCAGCACGUCUCCUACUUCUGCAAGAUGUCCAGGCUGCUGAACACCCCAGAUGGAAGUCCGUACACCUGGUGGGUCGGCAAGGCCAACGAGAAGCACUACUACUGGGGAGGCUCCGGGCCCGGCAUCCAGAAGUGCGCCUGCGGCAUCGAGCGCAACUGCACCGACCCCAAGCACUACUGCAACUGCGACUCGGACUCCAAGCAGUGGAGGAAGGACGCUGGCUUCCUGUCCUACAAAGACCACCUGCCGGUGAGCCAGGUGGUGGUGGGCGACACUGACCGGCCGGGCUCGGAAGCGAAGCUGAGCGUGGGCCCCCUGCGCUGCCAAGGAGACAGGAAUUACUGGAAUGCGGCCUCUUUCCCAAACCCAUCCUCCUACCUGCACUUCUCGACUUUCCAAGGGGAAACCAGCGCGGACAUUUCCUUCUACUUCAAGACGCUAGUCCCGCGGGGAGUGUUUCUGGAAAACCUGGGGAACACGGAUUUCAUCAAACUCGAGCUGAAAUCUGCCACAGAAGUGUCCUUUUCGUUCGACGUCGGGAACGGGCCAGUGGAGAUCGUGGUGAGGUCGCCCACGCCCCUCAACGAUGACCAGUGGCACCGGGUCACCGCCGAGAGGAACGUCCAGCAGGCCAGCCUGCAGGUGGACCGGCUGCCGCAGCAGGUGCGCAAGGCGCCCACCGAGGGCCACACGCGCCUGGAGCUCUACAGCCAGCUGUUUGUGGGUGGCGCUGGAGGCCAGCAGGGCUUCCUGGGCUGCAUCCGCUCCCUGAGGAUGAACGGGGUGACCCUGGACCUAGAGGAGAGAGCGAAGGUCACUUCGGGGUUCAAGUCUGGGUGCUCAGGCCACUGCACCAGUUAUGGGGCCAACUGUGAGAACGGAGGCAAAUGCAUAGAGAAAUACCACGGCUACUCCUGUGACUGCUCGCACACGGCCUACGACGGAACCUUCUGCAACAAAGAUGUCGGUGCGUUUUUCGAAGAAGGGAUGUGGCUGCGAUAUAACUUCCAGGCGCCCGGCGGGCCGGAGGCGGGCGGCAGGCCGGAGGGCGCCGCGGACCUGGCCCGCGAGGAGGUGCGCUUCAGCUUCAGCACCUCCCGGGCGCCCUGCAUUCUCCUCUACGUCAGCUCCCUGGCCGCCGACUUCCUGGCCGUCCUCGUGAAGCCCUCGGGAAACCUACAGAUUCGGUACAACCUGGGUGGCACCAGAGAGCCAUAUAAUAUCGACGUGGACCACAGGAACGUGGCCAAUGGACAGCCCCACAGUGUCAACAUCACCCGUCACGAGAAGACCAUACUGCUCAAGCUGGAUCACUAUCCCUCUGUGAGCUACCACCUGCCGAGCGCCUCCGACACGCUGUUCAACUCUCCCAAGUCGCUCUUCCUGGGAAAAGUGAUCGAAACAGGGAAGAUUGACCACGAGAUUCACAAGUACAACACCCCGGGAUUCACUGGGUGCCUCUCCAGAGUCCAGUUCAACCAGAUCGCCCCCCUCAAGGCAGCCCUGCGGCAAACCAACGCCUCUGCGCACGUGCACAUCCAGGGCGAGCUGGUGGAGUCCAACUGCGGGGCCUCCCCGCUCACCCUCUCCCCCAUGUCGUCCGCCACUGACCCCUGGCACUUGGACCACCUGGACUCAGCCAGUGCUGAUUUUCCGUAUAACCCAGGACAAGGCCAAGCUAUCAGAAAUGGAGUGAACAGAAACUCGGCCAUCAUUGGAGGGGUCAUCGCCGUGGUCAUUUUCACCAUUCUCUGCACCCUGGUCUUCCUGAUCCGCUACAUGUUCCGCCACAAGGGCACCUACCACACCAACGAGGCGAAGGGAGCCGAGUCGGCUGAGAGCGCCGACGCCGCCAUCAUGAACAACGACCCCAACUUCACGGAGACCAUCGACGAGAGCAAAAAGGAGUGGCUCAUCUGA
This is a messenger RNA of Miniopterus natalensis, 4206 nucleotides long. Lineage: Eukaryota; Metazoa; Chordata; Mammalia; Chiroptera; Miniopteridae. The record is from RefSeq and is a predicted model, not a curated record.